UAUAAGAUUUCUACUCUGAAACAUUAAAUAUUGAAAAUUGGGGUGUAUUAGUGGUUAAAUUUUGAGAGAGAGGGGGGAAAGAGAAAGAGUUGGAGAGAUAACAAUGGAGCGAAGGAGUGAGAUCGUGAAGAGAGCAGAGAAACUGGUGGAGGACUUCAUGGGAGGCAACGACGCUUCUCAUGAUGUUGCUCACGUCUUUCGAGUUCGCGAUUUAGCACUCUCUCUUGCAACUGAAGAAGGCCUAUCUUCAUCCCCUCAUUCCAUGUUCAUCGUGGAACUUGCUGCACUUUUACAUGAUAUAGGAGACUACAAAUAUGUUAGAGAUCCUGCCGAGGAGAAGAUAGUUGAGCAAUUUCUUGAACAGGAAGGCAUAGAGGAGAGCAAAAAGAAGGCAAUAGUUGGUAUUGUAAAAGGAAUUGGUUUCAAGGAGGAGCUUGCAGGACGUACAGAUCAGGAAUGCUCUCUGGAAUUUGGGGUGGUGCAAGAUGCAGAUCGUCUUGAUGCUAUUGGUGCUAUUGGUAUUGCUCGUUGCUUCACAUUUGGUGGAAGUCGGAACAGGGUGCUGCAUGAUCCUGCCAUAAAGCCACGAUUGACAAUGUCAAAAGACGAGUACAUGGACAAAGAUCAGCAGACUACAGUGAAUCAUUUCCAUGAGAAACUUUUAAAACUCAAGGAUUUGAUGAAAACACGGGCUGGGCAAAGGAAGGCAGAGAAAAGGCACAAGUUUAUGGAAGAAUUCUUGGAUGAAUUCUACCUGGAGUGGAAUGGGAGUGCUUGAAUAGACGCUUGAUUGAUCAUAGUGAACCAGGAAUUGUGCACUGCUUCAGACGGGUGUGGCCGUGCGGCGAAGUUUCUCUGCCUGUGUUGUUCAUUGCAGACUUGCAGUUGUUAUAAUCAUACUAUCUGAAAAACAUAUGUAGUUCAUUGCAGACUUGCAGUUGUUUACUUAUGACUACAGAUCUUGACAAUGUAUUUGGAAGCCUAUUUUGGUAUGGUUAAGAUAUAAAAACUUCAACAUAAUGAAUGAUGGUUGUGGUUUAUACCUUGUUUUUAGAAGUAAUUUUUAAUCAAUUGUUAUCCAUUAUUUAAGAAUGGAGAAGUACACUGUAUUAUUCCGUGUACAAAUUGCAAACUGUAAUCAUAUUAUGAAUAUUUAAUCAAAAUUCAAACACAAACCUAUUACUAUUGA
Beta vulgaris subsp. vulgaris (sugar beet) is the source of this 1189-nucleotide messenger RNA. RefSeq lists its product as hypothetical. The coding region runs from base 104 to 778 and encodes 224 amino acids. Lineage: Eukaryota; Viridiplantae; Streptophyta; Magnoliopsida; Caryophyllales; Amaranthaceae. The record is from RefSeq and is a predicted model, not a curated record. The transcript is spliced from 8 exons.